Messenger RNA from Clonostachys byssicola, 3438 nucleotides. NCBI's taxonomy places the organism in Eukaryota, Fungi, Ascomycota, Sordariomycetes, Hypocreales, Bionectriaceae. The record is from the annotation of a GenBank genome assembly.
AUGGCGCCAUCAUCAGCUUAUCACUAUAUUCCUGUCGGCUCCGUAUCAAUUUCGCAGGACCAAAGCAAUCUGGAACCCGACUACUGGGGCUCGGAUCAUCUUCGACAAUGGGUAUGGCUUUCCCGAACUACAGAUAUACACCAUCCAGGCGCGCCAGCCUACACUCAGCCUACAAUCCCUGAUGUGGCCCAGAGACAGCUUCUGGGCUCCCCAGAACUCAGCCACUACAGACGCCUAUUCCAAUACAAAUGGGCCAACCUCCAAUUCAAAAUACACAGCACUAAUCAUGGAACUCUGAGGGUGUAUCUCCUCCCAGACGAUGUAGCUCACCGGGCCAUAGACCGUACCGACGUUGGCUUGCAGAGGGCCAAGCAAGCUAUUCUAAACUCAAUCGACUACUCGGCUUCUGGAUGGAAUGGCCAUCCACUGGAUAUGUCUACAGAUCCAAUACCUUAUCAGAAUACUGACAUGGAUGCGAACACUCAAGAGAUGACAUUGCUUCAGCUAUUCAAUAGGCUCAACUCACCAAACCCAGACCCAAACAUUGUUUCCAAUGCUGGAGCGCAAAACGGAAUGUAUUCCUUGCUGGAAAGUAGAAUAGAUGGCUUAAAGACAGAUUUAUAUCCACACCAACGGCGCUCGUCGGCAUUGAUGCUCCAAAAAGAAUCCCAACCGGGCCAAACUCUAGAUCCUCGGCUGCAGCAUGUUCGAGAUCAGAAUGGCGAAGGUUGGUAUGUGGAUCUCGUCACUGGCAGCAUUCUGAAGGAGCCUCGGUACUAUGAUGGUAUAUCGGGAGGUGUCCUAGCAGAGGAGAUGGGUUCCGGCAAAACCCUGAUCUGCCUCGCUCUCAUAUUGGCCACCAAGCAAGUCUCUGCCAGUGCUCCAGAGAUCUAUGGGGUAGGGCAUGCUCCUACCCGUCCCAAGAUCGCCUCGCUAGCUGAAAUGGCUGCUUCGUGCGCAAACCGAAAUUCUGUUCCUUGGAAAACCUACUUCGACUCUUACGCCUCAGAAUAUGGCUAUGAAUUCCCCGAGUGUGUCAAUGCGCUCGAGAGAAACCCUGGAUAUUACUUCGUCCCGGCACCAGAAACCCGUCGUUGCGCAAGGCAUAGGAGCCAAUACCCCUUAAUUGCCACCAAGAAGGUCUUCUUGAGUGCAACAAGCCUUGUGAUUGUUCCAAACAACUUGGUUAAUCAGUGGCGCGAAGAAAUUCUCAAGCACACUAAUGGCCUUAACACCCUUAUUCUAACCAAACAUACUCCGAUACCCCCAAGUGAGGACAUUAUCAAGUAUGACAUGCUCCUAUUCCCCCAAGGUCGAUUCGAAAUGAUCUCGAGGGAACCUGGGGGGAUGGCCGGAUCGUCUCUAUCAAAAGUUCAUUUCCAGCGUUGCAUAGUAGAUGAAGGGCACAGGCUGGGAAAUUCGAGGAUCUCUGCUCGAAGCGUGCUCCUGACCAACCUCGACGAGUUACAAUGUACUUCACGCUGGAUAGUUACGGGUACACCCUCACACGGCUUAUUCGGACAAGAAAAUGACACCAUGGACACAGCAAGCCAGGUCACCUCCAACGGAAAUGGGUCUGAAGGGGGCCAUGAUUCAGAUCCACCUUCGAAUAAGUUGGAGAUGAAGGACCUGGAGAGGAUUGGGUCGAUAACAGCGCUCUACCUUAAAGCUCGACCGUGGGCAAACACUAGUACUGAACAAGGUGACACGCUUGCUGACUGGAAGACUUAUCUGAUGCUUCCGAAGCACAACUCGAGAAGUCGUGGCCGCUGGGACUGUUUGAACACGACUCUGAAUUCAUUAAUCAUCCGUCAUAAGGUGGCGGAGAUUGGAGAGCUUCUGCCGUCUGUAAAAGAAGACGUGAUAUACUUGGAAGGGUCAUACCAAGACCAACUUAGCACGAAUCUCUUCUCCAUGAUGAUUAUAUUCAACGCAGUGCAGUCUCAACGAACUGACCAGGACUAUUUCUUCCAUUCAAAGCAGAGGAGCAGUCUCUUGGAGAUUGUACAUAACUUGAAACAGGCGAGUUUUUUUGGAGGCUCUUUCUUUUCAGCACAGGAGAUUGAGAAGGCUGUGCACACAGCUGAAGAGUUUCUCAAGGAAAAGAAAGUAGAAUGCAGUCUUGAAGAUCAGCAGUUGCUUCAAGAGGCAAUCAAUCUUGGCCAUUUAGCAGGUCGCAAUGUCUUGCGAAAUCUAAGCAAUCUGUAUCACGAGAUGCCCAUAUGCGUCCAAGACCUCCCAGCCGAUUCAGGAUCGUCCUGGUGUCUAGGCGAAGCCUCUGACGGAACCGGGACAUGCACUUCAGCCAGUCUUCUCCUCAGUUUGCAAAGCAUAGUAUACAAUUCAUUGAGGGAUCCUGCCAAAUUCAAUGCGCUUCUCAAUGGAGGUCUGGCCUCGGAAGGCACCUUGGAAAAGAAGAAACUUCUCGAUUCUCAAACCCCGGCGGAAGAAACCCCAAGCGAGAGCCGCCGCUCGCCAACCCUCGCUGGCAACACCAAAAUAGGUCACGAUAACGCUCGAAAACAUCAUAAACACGUCGUCAAUCGUCUCAAGCCCAUUGACGAGCUGGAAUCAAAUACUUUCUCGCAUGUACUUGAUCCAGCCCGGAUUACAGCGACGGUCUCGGCGAAAUUGUCAUAUUUACUGGACAAUAUCAUCAGGUACCAAGACGAGGAAAAAAUCAUCGUCUUUUACGAAAAUCAAAACACCGCUUGGUACUUGGCCAGUAUGUUGGAUGUAGUUCAAGUACAAUAUCUUAUUUAUGCCAAAACCUUAUCGGUAGAACGGAGGGCGCAAUAUAUUAAGACUUUUAAUCACAACUCAAAAUUUAGGGUUCUCCUUAUGGAUCUAUCGCAAGCCGCCUUCGGCCUAGAUAUGCGCGACGCGUCGAGGAUCUACUUCAUCAGCCCGGUCCUGAACCCCCAGGUCGAGGCGCAGGCCAUAGGGCGUGUGCGAAGAAUAAGCCAGAACAAACCCGUGUCCGUGGAGACUCUUGUGCUACGGAACAGUCUCGACGAGGUCAUCCUCGAGCGCAAGCUGCAAAUGACCCAGGCCGAGCAUCGGCAGACCAAGACGAUCCUGGACAUCCCUUCCAUUUACAAUUGGAUCAAGAACGCUAAGAUCACGCCUCUUCCCGAGUGCUCGGAAGAUCAGGUCUCGCAAAUGUCUAACCUCGUCCUCUCACAUCACGUCUUUGGGCGCGGUUUUGGGAGGGUUGUUCACCCUGAUGAGGACCUUGCUCCCAGCAGCCCAGUGAGGCCAUCGAGAAGCGAUCUCGCGCACUCUAAUCUGGAUCAAAACGGCCAAAAGCGACCAUACGAAGCGGGUCCCGGCAAGUUCAUGCGUCAAGAGCGGAUUGUUUCAAGUGCGAAUAGAAUAGAGCUGGAAUUAGAGCUUCCUGCUCGUCCCACACGGAGGGUCAAAUUUUCUGUGGAUUAG